Molecule: messenger RNA, 363 nt
Organism: Botrytis byssoidea
Lineage: Eukaryota; Fungi; Ascomycota; Leotiomycetes; Helotiales; Sclerotiniaceae
Exons: 1
Coding region: 1-363 (120 amino acids)
Source: RefSeq, a predicted model, not a curated record
AUGUAUAAUGAAACGACUAAUGAUCCGAGAAAGAAAAUGGGAAGUGAUAAAAAUGCACAGAUACCAUCAACCCAUCCUAUUUCGUUACGAAGAACCCGAAGUUCCUCGGAAGUACGCACGCAUUACAGUGCCGGGAGCGAUAAUAGAAGAGGAAGACCAACGAUGACAUAUGAACAUCAACGGGAAACUCCAACACAGAGAAGACCGAUGAUUGCGGGGAGAAAACGUGUUUCUGUUGUUAUCGAAGAAGGAUUAGAAUGCUACGGUGAUGGGUGUGGAGUUUUCAAUUCGAGUUUGAGAUGUGGAAGGGAAAAGGGAAGGAAAUGCUGGGAGGAUUUAUGGGGAAGAUUUAGGAGGUUGUAA